Messenger RNA from Sparassis crispa, 306 nucleotides. RefSeq lists its product as hypothetical. The record is from RefSeq and is a predicted model, not a curated record. The transcript has 4 exons. NCBI's taxonomy places the organism in Eukaryota, Fungi, Basidiomycota, Agaricomycetes, Polyporales, Sparassidaceae. The coding region runs from base 1 to 306 and encodes 101 amino acids.
AUGUCUCGCUUCAUUCCAUAUCUUGCACGUAAAACUAAUAUUGUGGCCAACGAUACUCAGACGGAGUCAGACUCGGAUGGCGAGUCAGAUACAGAACUUCAUGGCAGACGUGCAGACAAGAAGGGCAAGGGUAAAGGCAAGGGCAAAGGCAGGAGCAAGGGCAAGGCAAAGGGCAAAGGGAAAGGAUCUGCGAGCAACAAACGGUCUGUCCAGCAACUUGCCGGUUCAGAUGUGGAUAUGUUUGCAGAGUUGCCGGAAUGUCAAAAGUGUAACGCAUUGAUCAAGGGCCUUAUGCAACCAGUUUGA